Molecule: messenger RNA, 7457 nt
Organism: Serinus canaria (Common canary)
Lineage: Eukaryota; Metazoa; Chordata; Aves; Passeriformes; Fringillidae
Gene: CWH43
Product: cell wall biogenesis 43 C-terminal homolog
Exons: 15
Coding region: 2424-4151 (575 amino acids)
Biological process (GO): GPI anchor biosynthetic process
Cellular component (GO): endoplasmic reticulum
Source: RefSeq, a predicted model, not a curated record
CCAUGUUUUGUUGGUUUCUUUUUCUUUCUCUCAAGCUUUUAGCUACAGUCAGAGAAAUAUUUUUUGUAGCCAUUAUAUUGCAUAAAUACAGAAAAAUAUAAUUUCACUUUUAUUUCUAGGAGCUUUUAAUUUAGUAAGAGUUUUCUAAAUUAAAAGAGCUUUUAAUUUAGAAAAUACCUUUCCCAAUAGGAAAGGUAUUUUCAGUAUCACUUAAAUAUCAGCAGAGCAGGUGUUUUUUGAAUUGUGACAAUGGGUAGGGAUCAGGCAUUACAGAACAGCUUGGGGCUAGUUUCUGUGAAUGAAACAUUCUUUUUGUGUUUCUGAGGCAGUUUUUUUCUUCUAAGAAUUUAUUUUUAAAAUUAAAUCUAUCUAUCUACAUGCCUGUAGAGGGGUUAUAGGCUCAUCCUAAAUAUGAAAUAACCCUUAUAUGGUCAGCUGCACAGAAUGAAAAUUUGAUCUUAAACUCAGGAAAUAGAUGCCCCGUUUCCCAUUCCACAGGCUCCUCUUGAAACCAAGAUUUGCUGGUAUUCCCACUUCAGUUUCAGCUAACUGAAGCAAAUCUUAGCUCUUGUUGAUGCUUUGAAAGUAUUUUGGGGGAAGGUUUGGCAGCUAUAGCCAGAUUCAGAGGCAAGAGUUUGCCACACUGGAUGAACUCGGAGGAGACAAGGCUCUCCAUCCUGUGUAGAGGUGAAAAUGCUGCUGCUGAGUGAUGUGUUUUACAAGCAGCAGAUCCUAGCUCCUCAUUUGUCAAUAUAAGAUGAUAGAUAACUUUCUUUACAGUUUUCCUCUUUUACUGUUAGAAGACAGAGUAAGAUCAUCUUAUUUAGUUUUAUUGCGUAGUUUUUUAAAAAAAGAAUUCUUGUUCUUUAUCUCUAGAAAAAUACUAGAACUGAGCAGAAUUUGUUGGUGUCAUUGAGUUUCAUGAAGAAUAGUCUUACCAUGUUCUUUUCUUUUCCUGCUCUUCCCAUUAUAUCAAUCCUAGUACUUGUCUUGUUGUUUUGUAAUAAGCUUCUCAGUGAACUGAUUCUUCAACUUCUUUCAGCAGUGCCUCGUGUGUUGCCUUCUGCAAGAUCUAGUUUAGAAAGUAGGAGUGAGUAUAAGCAUUUAAAAUUGCACCUUACCUUCCUUCAGAUGUGACAGUAACACAAAAUUUGCCAUGUUUAUUUAAGGUUGAUCCUUCAGAUCACCUUGCUGUGUUUACUAGAUCACUUUACCAAAAGAUAUGGAAAUCAGUUAGAAUGUGCAGUUUUUGUUCUGCUAAAUAAAGAGCAGUGACAGGCCCAUGAUGGUCUUUUGUGUGCUGCUGAUUCUCCCAUUUCUCAGUUAUUCCUGCAUUUUUCCUCCUUCAUACUGGGACAAUUUUAUUCGUUCUCUUUCUGAUCUUUUUUCCUUCUCAAAAAGGCCAUGGCCUUCCUCUGGGACUUGUUGAAUUGUCAGGCAGAACAAUCUACCCCAUGCAUGCUCCACCCCAUUCUACUUAGUCUUCAGUUUCUCAAUCAAAAAAUAAGAAAAUUCUUCAUGCUUAGCUAAGACCAGAAUAUUUAUGGAGAUGAUUUUUUUUUUCUGUUUUGUUUCUUUCUGCCUUUUCAGGAAGCUUUAUUUUCCCUGCAACUUCUAAUUUCUGUAUCCUUUCGUGCUACUUGAUUUUGUGUUCUGUUUGAAAGCAAACAAACAACAGCAAAGUACCCUGUGGUAGUGUCUAUUUGUAUCUGUGUCUUCAGAAAACAUAUGUUAAAUUUGGGUGUUUGGAUAGAUAUAUUUAAGUCUUGGAUAUACUUGCCCAGCAACUAAAGGUGUGUCUGCUCUAACUUGGCAAACCCAUGCUACCUUUAAUCAGGGUAGCACACAUGAUGAAAUAUUUGAAGAGGCAGGUUUAUGGAUUGCCAGCACAAUUUAGUGACAGAAAUCUAUGCUGUACAUGAAAGCUCUGUUGAAGUUCAUGCCAGUACACCUUCACUGCACACUGAUCUUGUUUAUCAUCUUGGCUCUAAGCUUUGCAUCUUUUACUCUGAGCAGAAUGAGCAGGUAAACAGUUGGAGGAUUCCUAGCACACAUUGCCAGAAUCUGCAGCGCCAUUUCUGGCAUUACUUGCUUAACAUCUCUUCAAGUUUGACUCAUACUCACUUAGCAAAUGGCUGGUAUCAUAACAGUGUUGCUACUUCUCCUGCUGUUUGUCAUUGGUCCUGGGCCAGAAUUUGCCACACUGACUGAAGUUACGAGAAUGUAUGCAGUCCAUUGUCACUUGAAUUGGAAACCUGUUAGCAGAGUUUAAAACUGCAGGAAGCUUAGCAUCAUACCAUGCACCAAAUGCUUCAAUUAGACUGCUCAUCUUGGCUGCUGGUGUUUCUUCUUCAUUGCUGGUUCAAACAGUGACAUGGUGGUCAGGAAACAGUCUACAAAGGUUCAUUAGGAUAUGGGGCUUCAUGCUAGGCAAGAUACUGCUCCUUGUUCUCCGUAUCUGGUACACAUCACUUAAUCCAGUCUGGAGCUCACAAGUUGCCAAUACUGUCAUAUUGACAGUUGGUUUCAUAGCAGCAGUGGAGCAAAUCCAUUCAGGUGGAGACAAGAGGAAACAAGAAACAAACAAAACUGCUAAUGUCAUUAGAGAGACUGCUUCCCAUCCUCAUUGGUUUUUAUCAGGGAUUGCUUUUGGCAGCCUUAUGUUCCUCACUCUGUGGAUAUUUGGGGAGGUUUCCUUAAUUUCCAGAUGGGCAGUAAGUGGACAUCCACAUACAGGUCCAGAUCCUAAUCCAUAUGGAGGUACAGUUCUGUUGGGCCUUGCUCAUGGACUGAUGCUUUCAUUUUGGAGCUGGUCUUCUAUCAUCAGUUUUGCCUUGUUUCUUAUAGGUUUGGCAUCUGCAGCUGGCCUCCUUUAUUUACACACCUGGAGUGCUGCUGUUGCAGGCAACAUUCUUGGUAUCUUUACUAUGUGUGUGUGGCCUCAACUAGCUGGGCGCUUUAUUAGCUGUCCGCAUCCUGGGAAAGCCAUGAGCACAGCCAUGUUUGCCUACGUUCUUGAAUUGUUCUUCUGUGUAUGGUGUACAGCUUAUAAAUUUGUACCUGGAGGAGUUUACAUUAGAGAAAGCUCCCAUCUUCUUCUAGGUUUUAUAAUGUUAUGUAUUGGGGUAGACUUUCUAACAGGACCCAAGAAAGCCCUUAGCUCUGUCUUUGAAGUGAAAAGCAAUCAAAAACCAUUCUUCAAAAGGAGUAAAAACUAUAUUAAACUAUUAUUGUGGCUGUUUGUUGGUGUUGGCUUGCUUGGAUUGGGUUUGCGUUAUAAAACUUACCAGAAGAAGUUGGGCCAAGGGGUUCCAAAAAGAGAUUUCUCUGCUAUGAUCUGGCCUUUUAGAUUUGGAUAUGACAAUGAAGGAUGGUCUAAUUUGGAAGGAGCAGCUAAUUUGCUUAAUCAGACAGAAGCAGAUUUUAUCACUAUUAUAGAGAGUGAUGCCUCUAAACCAUUCAUUGGAAAUCAUGAUCCAGCCAUGUGGCUAGGAGAAAGACUGGGAUUUUACACAGAUUUUGGUCCAAGCACAAGAGAUCACACCUGGGGGAUUAUGGCACUGUCCAGGUAUCCAAUUGUAAAAUCGACCCAUCACCUCCUUCCAUCUCCAGAGGGAGAGAUUGCACCUGCCAUCUCCCUGACUGUCAACUUCACAGGGAAGCUGGUUGAUUUUGUUGUUGCUCACUUCGGAAAUGAAGAAGAGGACUUGGACAGAAAACUCCAAGCAAUAGCUGUUUCAAACCUCUUGAAGACUAGCUCUAAGCAAGUUGUGUUUCUAGGAUACAUCACUUCAGCUCCUGGAUCCAGAGACUAUACUGAAUUAAUAAAAAAUGGAAAUGUGCAGGAUAUUGACAGUACAGACAGGGACAGAUGGUGUAGCUAUAUUAUGUAUCGUGGAGUAAUAAGGCUGGGUUAUGCCCGCAUAUCUCAUGCUGGUUUAAGUGAUUCAGAAGUCCAGAUGGCCAAAUUUAGAAUCCCGGAUCACGGGGAUAGCUAUGUUGACAACGACAGAAUUGUCACUGAUCCCAGCCAAGUUCCUGAGGACAUCCAUUUCAAUCCCAGGUUUGGAUCUUAUAAAGAUGGACAUAAUUAUGUGCCUAUUCAUCACUUUCAUAUGAGCACGCCUAAAUAUUUUAAACGGAAAAAUUAGAGCAAGAAAAGAAAAUUAUUAUUCAGACCAACAAGAAAGGUUUGUUGCUUGAAACUGAAUUGACAGCCAAAAAGACUACACUGUUUAAGACUGAGCAACUCCCAUGCUGCACAACACUGUGAAUGUCUAUGUAACAGUUGGUGAAUGAGCUGCCAUCACUGUGAGGGAGGGAAGAUGCACGCAUUUUGGUAAACUGGUUGGCCAGAUACCUGCUUUGUAUGCAACAAAGCAAGGCUGGGAACUUGCUUUGGCAACAACUUCUUCAGCUUUUGUGAAGGUAUCAUAUAUCAUGACGUUUCAGAGUGCUAUUGCUGCUACUAAAAUAAAAAGAUUGACCUAGGGUUUUUCAAAAUAGGAAUGGAACUAGUGUAUUUUUUAAUUGGGAGAUAUGCCAUAAGUAUGUGUUUGAAGUGUGCACCUUUUUGACUCAAACAGUAUUUACAUCUGCUGCUAUUCUACAUUUUAUUCUUAAAUGAAUUUUACAACAAUUUGCAGAUAAUUGAUGUUCAUAAUGCUGGAGAAAAAGAGGUGACUUAUAGAUUUCAUUUUAUUAACUGGACAUUAGACACUUCAAUGCUUUUACAAAGGGAAGAGUACCUCUGAAUAAUGAUGGUUAUGAGACACCUGCAUGAACACACUGACAAAGAAUUAAGAACAAUCAUGCUCAACAUAACAAGGUUUCUGAGAAGGGAGAAAAGUUGGUUGUAACUUUUAUUUAAGAUGAACUGUAAUAAUGGAGGGGAAAAGACCUUUCUUUCUUUGCUAGUGCUACACUUCAGUAGGACUAAAUAGAAGUGUUGCUUUUUUGACCUAGGCAGUGAAUUCCCUGUUAUGCCGUGCACGUGACACAAUGUAAAUUGUGUCUUCUCAGGGUCUCUUGGCAAUGUCUUAUGUAUUUAGCUCCUGAUCCUUCAGUAUACGUGCAGAGCUUCCCUUUAACAAUGAGGACAUCUUCAGUGUCAUCCAAAGGAUGUUUCCUGUUUGUGAGAAGCAUGCUAGAUAAUUUACAUGACACAUUCAGUUUGGAAAGCACAUUUGUGAUGUUGGGAUUCAAUCCUGUGUGUCUUCCCAGUCCUAUCUAAGCAUACCUUAACUGAGAGGAAUAGGAUAUGUUGCAGGAAAGAGGAUGGAUUUUUUUUUUCUCCCUCUUAAUUCUUCACCAUAUACUUUUAAGAACAGCUUGAGUGCAUUCAAUUUGAUUGUUUCUCAAUGUAAGCAAAUACAGGAUGGGUUUUUACCCAGGGUUUCUUGUCCUAUGGAGUCAGGAAAUUGCUGCCAGCACCACACUUAUUGCUUUAUUUGGAUCACCUAUCAUUUUGUUCCCUUGUUUUCAGAGCUGUGUUUCUGAGAGUGAAACUGAUCACUGGCCUUUAUGGACAGAGGAUAUCUGAAAGGCAUUUAAGUCUCAGUGGUUAUGUAUUCAUCAUCUCAGAUGUAACUGACAAUUAAUGAGGCAUUGUUGAACUAAUUUCUCACCUAUGGGUGCUUGGUGUGUGUUUACAAGCCCUCUGAACUUGUUCUUUGUGUGGCUCCACAGCAAGACAGGAUAAAUGAUGUUGUGGAGAGAUCCAAAUUAUUUUCUUGCAGUUUUAGCAGUUUUCUUCUGCAAACACCAGUAGCCCUUGUCUCUUCUUUCUCCCAGCUUGCAAAAACAGCUGGCACUGGCACCAACAUUGCACAGUGCUCUGAGUAUCCUAAUUUAUUUUGAGCAUGCUCUCAUGCUAGCUAUGAUGCAUGUCCAGCCACAGGUCUGCCUUUUCAUAGUCUGUAGAACUCUGGACAUUAUCUUGUCACAUUAUUUAACAUUCUCCACAGGCUGACUCUGCAAAUACCUUGUAAUGUGAGCAGAUUAUUAAUGUGAAAUGCAAGAAAUGAAACAUGUAAGUACAAAAAGGUUGAAAACUCCUAAUUUUUUAACAAUUAAAAAAUAGGAUGAGGAUAUUUUCCAAGAAGCCAGAUAGCAUAACAUGACUUGCAUAACAGAGCAGAUUAUAACUCAUAUCUGUAUGUAAUCUUCAAAGUCUCUGAGCAUACUUUAAUGGAUUUUUUUACAGGAUUUAGACACGCUCACCCUAUUAGGAAGGUUCAUGUUGACAGUGAAAAAAUCUUAAAUUUGAAUAUUCUCUUCUUCUAAGUAGCUUGUGUAGUUUAAUGUAUGUAAUUAGUAGCUAAUAUUUGUUGACAUUUGCAUUAUUUUAUCAAAAUUAUUAAGAAAAAACAUGACCACAAACAGUUUGUAUACUCCUUCUACUCCUGUGGUUAGAAUUGGGAAGCUAAAACUAAACUUUAUUUGUCCUUACAUCCACACACUGAUCUAAUCCCUUGAUAUUUAAGUGGCUUAGGAAAAUGUGCAUUAUAUAUCUAAGUCACAAUCAUUGUUUCAAACUAUGACAGAAAUGUGCUAGAACAGGUCCUGCUGCAGGGGUGUGUGACUAAUCUUUUCGUUUUCUAAUCAUACUCUCUUCAUCUCAACUUUCCUAAGAAAGUAUGUUAUGAAAGAAGAAGUUUGUGGAUAUCUUUAUGCAUUCAGAGAUGGCAUGCAAAGAAAAUAAUCUAUAAAACAAACAGUAUUUACUAAAGGUUUGAACUUUUACUUGUGCUAAAAGGUCUAGAUUACAUAUUUCUGACUUCUAAAUAAUAUGUAUUCUGUUGAACUCCAAAUCCCAUCCUCUGAAAUUCUGUGCAGGUCUGUUGAAGUUUGUAGGAAUGUACAGGAAGAGACAGCAGUACAUCAGGGGCCUGUCAGUGUGUAUCUUGGAAUAAAAAAGAACUCCAGGUAACAUAUAUCAGAGCAACUUCUGAAAGUACUGGAUUCUUCAGCAGGGUGGAGACUCCAGUCUCCCCUUACAGAUAUAUUCCUGCCUGGACUCAGGCACAGAGACUCUGGUGUUGCUACAGAGCACUCCAAAACCUGGGAACUGCAGUUCUAACAUCUUGGGCUUGAAGAAAAACCUGAAACUGUUAUUUCCCAUUUUCAAAAACAGUAUUGCAGCUACAAGCUGAGCAAAAGUUGGACACACCCUUUGGUUUUGAACCAGACUUGAUGUUAUUGAAACAAGUUGUUGCAGCUUCAGUGUACAGGUAACCAGUUCCCACCUGUCCCACUGGAACAGAACACUGAGAAUGUUCAUGGUUCUCUGCUGAUAGUGAGGGAGCUUUGUGGCCCCAGAGAGGGGUGCUGCCUGUUUUGAUGCACCCCCAGCGUUCAGGAAGAAAUUCUUAGCUGCUCUCAAGCUUGGUUGCUUAGAGUUGCCUCAUGAUGAAUGAAGAGAAUGUAAAAUUUAAAACUGAAGCUGAAAAAAACCC